GCAACCCAACCCCUCAUUCCGAAUCUCCCCAUUAAACCCACCAAUGCCGGUAUCGAUAUCACGGCUUACCUAAACACCUCAACAACCUGACCAGCCCCAGCGAGCCCGUCCGCCGAAUCGUGACCUUUGAGCCAUAAACCUGAUACUCGCCUCGUCCACAGGAGCGUACCCGGGAACCCACUUUCAGCUCGAACCUAGCAUUCAGCACGCCCUUCCCCAUCCCCACGGUAGCCCCCUCUCUCAACGCCAGCCAGCCCACCGGCUGCGGAAAACACGUCUCCCCCGGUCACACGUAUACAAGUAUCAUACACCACUCUAGAUACUCUACCCGGGGCACCUCGCUCACCAUACGUCAAGAUAGGGUGACGGCACCGAAUUCAAAACGCCAAAAGACGCAACUCCUGAUCCCCUACAUACCGCCAUGUCAGAGCCAGUCCAUCCACCGGAAGGGGGAGCAGGCGAAACCCCAAAUGCCCCGUCUGCAUCCGUGGACGUCCCUAGAGCUCGCAAAGCUUUUAUCCCCCUCGAGUAUGUUCUGCCCACCCGCCCAAAACAUUUCAACCACGGCAUGAAAAUAUAUUCUUGAUUCUAUACGCUACUGUUGCCGGCACCACCCCAUUCGUCCCUCUCCAUCUGUGUUUACGCUAACCGAGCUGACGUAUCGGUCUAUGCAGAUGCAAUCCCGAAGUGAUGACCGCCCUGGUGCACAAACUAGGGUUGUCCAAGAGCCUAGCUUUUCAUGAUGUCUUCUCCAUUUCCGAUCCCGAUCUUCUAGCAUUCGUCCCGAGGCCCGCCCUUGCUCUUCUGCUCGUUUUCCCGGUUUCCGAGAGCUACCAGCGGCACCGUAUCGCGGAAGAUGCGGGCAAGGAAGAGUAUUCCAAGCGGGGUGAUGGAGAAGAUCCGGUGUGGUUCAAACAGACUAUCAAGAACGCUUGUGGGAUGAUUGGUGUCUUGCAUGCGGUUUGUAAUGGGGGGAGCAGGGACAUGAUUGGUACGUAUUUCCGGGUACACCGCCAUCUCAUCAUCCCUCGAUACAGGAAGAAAUGGAGAAAAAGAAAACAUCGAAACAAAUCAAGUGAGAAGAGGACGGGUGAAAGAGCAGGGCAAACAUGAGGAAGAUGCACAGAGUACCCUAUCGGAAAUGUCAAUCCGUUUCUAACACGUUUGCGAUCGUUCGGAAAAACGAAUUAUAGGCGAUGGUUCUUCACUCCAAGAGCUGCUUUCAAAAGCCCUGCCCCUCCCCCCUCUCGAGCGUGCCAAAGCUCUCGAGGACUCCCAAGAACUCGCAUCAGCACACAAGUCUGCGGCGACCCGGGGAGCUUCUGCGGUUCCAGAUGCUGAGGCCGACGUGGACCUGCACUACGUGUGCUUUGUCAAAGCGAAGGAUAACCACCUCUACGAGCUCGACGGUCAGAGGAAGGGACCCCUGGAUCGCGGGGAUCUCGGGGAUGAUGAUGUCUUGAGUGAGCGGGCGGUGAAUGUCGUCCAGAUUUUCAUUGAUAGGGAGAAGGAGAGUGGAAGGCUCGAUUUCAGCCUUGUCACCUUGGCCCCGAACAUGGAUUGAGGGACGGCAGUUUGAAUACUGCAUACUUAUGGCGCCACGAAAAAACAUAUCCGGUGCUAUGGCUCAUUGUGUUGGAUGCGAAGCUUACACAUUGAGGCCGGAAGUAAUGACAAUCAUUCACCCAAAUAAUGAUGGACCGGGUAUCCCAGUUAUCAAUUGCUCGUGUCGAAUAUCGGUAUCUAGAGUACGUGCUGCGCGUGAAGAUGAUUGACCCUUUCCAAGGGCAAAGUAUGGGUGUCUCACCAUAUACCAUUCAUGAAUGAUCCCCAUGAAUGUGAUAAUAAAGGCGCCGGGAGAAAAGAGGCCUUCCAUAUUUAUAAUUCAUCCAUCCAUUCACUCAUAGAAUCGUAACUCCCGGCAACACUUCCCAAUCGAUAGUAUGCUACGGCACCCUCCCUACCCUUGCCUGACUCAAAGACAAAAGAAUCACGACAUCCCGCCACUAGCUGACCCGGAAUACUUAUCCCAGCCCACCCACGAUCCACUCUCCUCGAGACACCAUAAACCACAAUAUUAUGACGAUAUCAGCAUCGUGCCCCAACCGCCGCCGCCGCCGCCGCCGCAAGGCUUGGGGAAUACCCAAAACACCAGGCUCGAGUACCACCGCCUUCCCCGCGGGAACAACAGACACAUAAAAAGGAGCGAAGGGGGAAAAAAAAAGGGUUCCG
Tuber aestivum (summer truffle) is the source of this 2232-nucleotide messenger RNA. Lineage: Eukaryota; Fungi; Ascomycota; Pezizomycetes; Pezizales; Tuberaceae. The record is from the annotation of a GenBank genome assembly.